UUGUAUGUUUAUAUCUACAAAUACAUAUAUUCCCAUACAAUAAUUAAUUAAUAUAUACUCAUCAUGAUGCUAACAACUUCAUAGCUAGAGCCCCUGCCUCAUCAACUAUAAAUACCAACUCCGAUCCUCUGCUUCUCAUUCAACACAUACAUACUUCUUCAAAUAAAAAUGGCUCUCUCUAAGCUUCUACUUGCUUCCCUUCUUGCUUCUCUUCUCAUCAUUCAGCUUGUUCAUGCCGAUCACCAGGCAUACCAACAAACGCAGGGUUCUCUUCAGCAGAUAGACUGUAGCAGAGCAUGUGCUGCAAGGUGUCGGUUAUCAUCUCGUCCAAAUCUCUGUCACAGAGCCUGUGGAACUUGCUGCCAGCGCUGCAACUGCGUGCCGCCGGGCACCGCCGGCAAUCAGGAAGUGUGCCCUUGCUAUGCUAGCUUGACCACCCACGGUGGCAAGCGCAAGUGCCCUUAAAUCCAUGCAUGUGUAUAUUGCUCCAUCACCACGCUCUCAAUAAACUUAUGGAAGAAUAAUAAUUGUUUACUCAGUUUUUUUUGUUCAAUCCUUGUUGAAUCAAUAAUCAUUAUUGUGCAAAUUUGAUGGUUUCUUUUUCUUUUUAUUUUGUUUAUACUUUAUAUAUGUACCUUUGCUAUUAAUAAAAGAGUUUACUAUUUCAUGUUUUAUAA
Molecule: messenger RNA, 677 nt
Organism: Arachis stenosperma
Lineage: Eukaryota; Viridiplantae; Streptophyta; Magnoliopsida; Fabales; Fabaceae
Product: gibberellin-regulated protein 1-like
Exons: 3
Coding region: 169-465 (98 amino acids)
Source: RefSeq, a predicted model, not a curated record